UGGAAUAUAUGGAAAAGAAGGAAGAAAAACUAGACACACCAUGUCGGACCAGUGACUCACAACAACUCACAAUCUUUCCUCCCACAGGCUUCGCUGCAGCUUUCAGAGCCACUCAAAUCCCCUUCCCCUUCUCUACACACACGAACGCAAGCUCCCAAGAACGCAUCCACCAUUGGAUUUGGAAGCUUCUCCAUGGGACACCGAGCCUCGUAGACGAAGCAGAGGAGACCAGAGAAAUCGAAGAGCAAGGAAGCAAGAAGCAGGGAGCCAUGGCGUUCCUCCUUCCCAAGCUCACAACGCCGUCAGGCCCGUCAUGCAAGUUGCCCCCGAGUCCCCUCCUCAAGCCCCAGCUAGCCCAGCCGGGCCACAGCGGCGGCAAGAUCCAAGGCUCCGUCUCCGGCGCUGGCGCUGCGCAGGUCGCGGCCCCGGGCCACCUCAGUCUCCUUCUCCUACUCAGCGCCCCGCAGCAGGCAGCGGACCCAGCGUCCAAGUCCACGGCGACCAAGAACCGGGGCAAGGGCGGCGGGGAUCCGCAAAGGUCGGAUUUUUACCUCAACCUCGGGACGGCGGUGCGCACGCUGCGGGACGACCUGCCCGACGUCUUCGACCGGGAACCCAACUACGAUAUCUACCGUGAAGACAUCACAUUUGUCGACCCACUAAACACUUUUCAUGGGAUUGACAACUACAAGACUAUCUUCUGGGCACUUAGAUUCCAUGGGCGCCUACUAUUCAGAGAAAUUGGGCUUGAUGUAUCACGCAUUUGGCAACUGACAGAGACUUCAAUAGUUGUCCGGUGGGAGCUGUGGGGCACUCCACGUGUCCCAUGGGAAUCAUAUGGCUGCUUCAGUGGGACGUCGAGAUACAAGGUUGACAGGAAUGGGAAAAUUUACGAGCACAAAGUCGACAACUUGGCAUUGGACUUCCCACGAUCAGUAGCGAAAGUGGGCAGCAUUGCUGACAUGGUAGUCGCCACACCAAGCCCCAAUUUAACGUUUUGGAAUGUGGUUGGGCCAGGUGAUGGUUGCUCAUGGACAAAGCUUUAUGAAGCCGUGGUGGAAGCUGUGGAACGGGAAGAACAUGGUUCCACUGGCAUUGGCGUUGGAGGUCUACCUGUACCCUGCAGCUUUGGCUGCGGCUGUGGCAGCAGUUUUUGAACUGCAGACUACUGUAGCUUGAACUGCUGCAGCCGCAGCUACAGCUGCAACCAGCUCAAACGAGCAGCCAGCUCAAGCGAAUAGGCCAUCACUUGUUCAUAGGAUGGAAUGAGCUCCAGAACUAGUUGCUUGGUAGUUCCUAGGGGAAAUGUAUAGAAUAUAUAUGGGCACAUGAAUCACGAUUCUACUAAUAUCUCUUUGUAUAUUGUAGCUAUAGGGCAGUUAAUUUAGAUAAAACACAUACUAGAUGGCUAUAUUUUGAUUGCCCUUGUGGCAUUGUCUCAUACUGGGCACUUUCACUGCUUUCUUAUGCGAUACAUGGAUUUUGACUC
Messenger RNA from Sorghum bicolor (sorghum), 1489 nucleotides. RefSeq lists its product as uncharacterized. Lineage: Eukaryota; Viridiplantae; Streptophyta; Magnoliopsida; Poales; Poaceae. The coding region runs from base 9 to 1157 and encodes 382 amino acids. The transcript has 2 exons. The record is from RefSeq and is a predicted model, not a curated record.